Messenger RNA from Homarus americanus (American lobster), 2382 nucleotides. Its product is annotated as galactosylgalactosylxylosylprotein 3-beta-glucuronosyltransferase P-like. The record is from RefSeq and is a predicted model, not a curated record. Gene Ontology annotation, cellular component: Golgi membrane. The transcript is spliced from 8 exons. Gene Ontology annotation, molecular function: galactosylgalactosylxylosylprotein 3-beta-glucuronosyltransferase activity. NCBI's taxonomy places the organism in Eukaryota, Metazoa, Arthropoda, Malacostraca, Decapoda, Nephropidae. The coding region runs from base 262 to 1506 and encodes 414 amino acids. Gene Ontology annotation, biological process: carbohydrate metabolic process; chondroitin sulfate proteoglycan biosynthetic process.
CCUCGCCGAGUCCGCUGGCGGCUGCUGACGGGCAAGCACCGGCCUGCUUCCUCGCCUUCCCUGGUUCAAAUACACGCGGUGUCCGCUGUUAUCGCGUUGUUGGAUGUGUCGUGGUAGUUUAUCAUUACUAUUUCUUUACGAGGUCAGAUGUAAGAAAGUCAAAGAGAAAAGAGAGAAGCAAGAUAAAGUGAUAUAAACAGUGAGAGAGAGAGAGAGACAACGUGUGGCGCUCCGAGAAAAAACUUUACUCGUUGGCUGACUAUGGAUGAACAGCUGAGAGUCGAUCAUAUUAAACUGUGCGGGCGAUGGUCAGGUAUGGUAGCGCUCUUCAGGACGGUGGUCGGGGUGAGCCUAGUAAGCGGCCUGCUGGUGAUGUUGCUAUGGUCGGAGCAGCAGGUGGGCGUCAAGACUCCCGCCCACAUACACUUCCACGCCCACGCCCGCGGUAUCCCCGAGGGCGGCCCCAACUCGCAAGAUGCUCAGGAUACCGCCCCGGACUCAAGCUUCCAAAGUUUAUCGGUGAAGUUCGGGGCGCCACGGACUGUUCUCUCCUCACAUAAUAUCACCUUUCUGGGGAAUAAGACAGUGGAGGCUGGUGUGACGACUUCUCCUGGGCACCACGAGGCCACCGGCCAGUCAAGCCACGUCCCCGCCCAGGCCAGCCACGCCCCCGACACCACUACCUCCAUCAACGGCAGCAAGUUAGUUUUCACCAUCGACCAGAGCGACCCCAGCCCCGCCACGCCCAAAAUCUACGUCAUCACGCCCACAUAUCGACGGCCUGAGCAGGUGGCGGAGCUGACGAGGUUGGCCCAGACUUUAAUGCUGGUACCUAACCUACACUGGCUGGUGGUGGAGGACGCUGUCGCCCCCACCAGGAGAGUGUUGUCCUUCCUCGACACCUGCAGCGUCCCCCACACCUACCUCCUCGGCAUGGCAUCAAGACGGUACAAGGGCGCCAACAAACCCCGUGGGGUCAGUAACCGCAACGCUGGCCUCAAGUGGCUCAAAGGACACGCCAAGGAAGGCAUCAUCUACUUCGCUGACGAUGACAAUACCUACGACUAUCGCAUCUUCCAGGAGAUCCGUGAGACGAAGCAGGUGUCCAUGUUCCCUGUGGGUCUGGUAACUCGACUCGGAGUGUCUUCCCCUAUUGUCUCCGGCGGGAAGAUCAUCGGGUUCUACGACGGUUGGAUCGCCGGCAGGAAGUUCCCCGUCGACAUGGCUGGCUUCGCUGUCAACGUUAAAUUUUAUCUUAAGAAAAAUGCUCCUCUGAUGCCGUACAAUGUUGGCUUCGAGGAGGACGGUUUUCUGAAGGCACUCAAGAUCAAGCCUGAGGAGAUCGAACCAUUGGCUGACAACUGUACCAAGAUUCUUGUCUGGCACACCCGGACAGUCAAAAGUCUACCAGCCCUGAAGAUGCCCGACUCAGACAAGGUCACUAAAACUAACCUCAACUAUCUCAAGUCACAGAUGGUCUUUCAGUUGCCUUAUGGACUCUCCUAGUUAAGGCAUCAAGAAGAGUCCCUCACCUCCACCUUCCUCCACCCCUCAGCGACCGUAACUGCAGCCUACACACACACACACACACAUAAUUAAGGGUCUUUGGUUUUGUCAUUUGUAUAAUACUGCACUACAUAAUGUAUUGAGGGAACAAGGGAAUAUUUUGUAGGAGGUAGUACAGUAUUUAGACAUCUUUAGUACUAACUGUAGUCAUCUUUAUCCUCAGUACUGUAGUUAAGCUUUUAUUUUUAUUAUUAUUUAGAUUGGGCUGUUUUUAUUCUGAUGGACUAAAUGUGUAUGUUUAUGUAUGGAUGUGUAUGGUGUAUAAUUACCCCAAUUGGAUGUGUAUGAGUUAUAAUUAUCUCAAUCGAUAAGAUAAAGACAAAUUUCAUGUUUGAGAAAAAAAUUUACCAAUGAAAAUCCUUUAGGCAGAACAAUAAUGAAUGAAGGGUUUAACGUAUAGGCAUUUAUUUCUCAUCGAUAAUUAAUUAGUUCAUUAAAACACUUAACUUCACAGCUUCAUUCAUUCACUCAUUCAUUCAUUAUCAUCAAGUUUGUAGAUCUGGCAACGAUGAGACUUGUUUUAUAUUUGUCUUGAAACACCAUCAUGAUUAUAGGUUGUCUCAAAAAAAUGUUAACAAACUUAUGUCAACAAUGCCUGGUAAGUAUGUAUACAUUUUUUUGUGAAACUCCCUUAAAACUCCUUUCCCCGCCAGUGUCCUGCUGCACAAAAUGGACCAGAAGUUGACGCUUUUAUUUUCUCUAACUUUCUCCACUUACUUGCCUUAAUGUAUUCACUCAAGGGUCUUAUAUAGAGUAGGCUUGUAGGAUACAGUAUCUCUCCAACUUCAUGUAAAAUUAUUAUAAAAAAAAAAACCC